AAAAAUCAAAGUUCACAUCUUCUUCUCUUCUUCUUCACUUUACCAAAAUCACCGAUUCGAGCUUUAGGGUUUUUGUUUUCUGAUAUAUUUUUUUUUAUUGCUAUCUUCUUCAUCUUCUUCGUGAUACCUUCGAAUCGUAUCUCUGAUACUAUCUAUAUAAACAAUAAUUCUGAUUCGUAGUAUCUGAGAAUCUUCUUCAAUCUUUGGGGUUCGAUUCGUUCAUAACAAAAAAGCCGAUUCAAUGAAUCAGAAUCUUGAAGUUCUAUCAAUGGAUUCAUUACCAGUUGGAUUAAGAUUCCGUCCAACUGACGAGGAGCUCGUCCGUUACUAUCUCCGUAAAAAGAUCAACGGCCACGAUGGCGACGUUAAAGCUAUCCGUGAGAUCGAUAUUUGCAAAUGGGAGCCUUGGGAUUUACCUGAUUUUUCUGUGAUAAAAACAAAAGACUCAGAGUGGCUCUUCUUCUGUCCAUUGGACCGGAAGUAUCCUAACGGAAGUAGACAGAACAGGGCAACUGUGGCAGGCUACUGGAAGGCGACAGGGAAAGACCGGAAGAUUAAAAACGGUAAGACUAAGAUUAUCGGUGUGAAGAGAACUCUUGUUUUCCACGCUGGUCGUGCUCCUAAAGGAACAAGAACCAAUUGGGUUAUUCAUGAGUAUCGUGCCACGGAGAAUGAUCUUAGCGGUACUAAUCCUGGCCAGAGUCCGUUUGUGAUAUGCAAGUUGUUCAAGAAACAAGAACUGCAUUUAGCAGAAGAAGAUUCCAAGUCGGAUGAGGUUGAACCUGCUGUCUCGUCUCCAACUGUUGAAGUAUCUGAGGUCACUAAAACAGAAGACGUGAAGCCUUAUGACAUUGCAGAGUCUUCUCUUGUAAUCUCUGGCGAUUCUCAUAGUGACGCCUGUGAUGAGGCUACAACUGCCGAGCUUGUAGAUUUUGAUUGGUAUCCGGAACUGGAUUCCCUUGAUUGCAAGCUCUUCUCCCCAUUACACUCUCAAUUCCAAUGCGAGCUUGGUGGAUCCACAUUUCAGCCUGGCUCAAGUAAUUUUUCAGGGAAUGAGACCAACAACUUCCAAGUUCAGACUCAGUAUGGUACAAAUGAAGUAGAUACAUAUAUAUCCGAGUUUCUUGAUUCGAUUCUUCAGAGCCCAGACGAGGAUCCAGAGAAGCAUAAGUAUGUUUUGCAGAGUGGCUUUGAUGGCGCAACACCAGAUCAGGUUGCGCCAGCUUAUCAGCAGGGCUCAGCAGUUGGCAUGAGCAACGAUGUUUCAGUAACGGGGAUCCAGAUUAGGAGUCGGCAGGCACAAUUCUCUGGUUGCACCAAUGAGUAUAUAGCGCAGGGAAAUGGCCCAAGAAGGCUACGUCUGCAAACUAACCUUAAUGGGAUUGACUCGAAGAGAGAGGCUGAGGACACAGUUGGAGAAAGUAUGAAUAAAGGCUGCAGAAAGCUAAUGAGAACAAAGAACAAAACCGGCUUUGUGUUUAAAAGGAUUAUGCCUCUGAAAUGUUCUUACGGAGGGCUUCUUAGGGCGGCGGUAGUUGCAGUUGUGUUCUUGAUGUCAGUCUGCAGUCUAACCGUUGACUUCAGAGCAUCCGCAAUGCCAUGAUAACUGGAACUUGCAUCUGCAUACCUUGAGAACUGGAACUUUCUUUUGUAUAUAUAGUGCUCGAACCUGGAUUUUGCUUUUGUUGUUGGUUUCAGGCUUUCGCUUUAACCGGUACCAGUUUGUAGGUUUACAUGUAGUUUUAGGCUUGUAAACGUUAUGACCUUAUGCUAUGAAGAGACAAAGGUCAUGUUAGUUUGGUGAACCAGAUGCAAUAUCUGGAUGCAAAUGUUUAUUAUUGUUCGUUUAGUAACAAUUAGGAACUCAUCUAGAUACAAUAUCUGGAUACAUUUUAAAAAUUCAUCCAAAAAAACUGAAUUUCUGGAUGAGAUUUUUUA
Camelina sativa (false flax) is the source of this 1938-nucleotide messenger RNA. RefSeq names its product NAC domain-containing protein 62-like. The record is from RefSeq and is a predicted model, not a curated record. NCBI's taxonomy places the organism in Eukaryota, Viridiplantae, Streptophyta, Magnoliopsida, Brassicales, Brassicaceae. Gene Ontology annotation, molecular function: DNA binding. Gene Ontology annotation, biological process: regulation of DNA-templated transcription.